This is a messenger RNA of Sungouiella intermedia, 2754 nucleotides long. The record is from the annotation of a GenBank genome assembly. Lineage: Eukaryota; Fungi; Ascomycota; Pichiomycetes; Serinales; Metschnikowiaceae.
AUGGCAUUCCCCUUUGAGCCCACGCAACUACGAGCGCAGCUUCGUGCGUUUGCUCUUUCCACGAAUGAUGAUACCCAAACGGCUUGCAGAAUCGUCAAGCCACUCGUGCUGGGUCUCUACUAUGACCAGUACAAUCAGGAAUAUUUGAAGGACUUCCGUUCCGUGUCACCGCCCAUCCCUUCGGAGCUCCCUCCAGAUACUGGGAAGAGUGUUCCACUUCAAUUGGGCCAUCACAAGAGAUACAAUAGGAAAUCUCAACAGAAACCCGUCAGCAAGGCAGUACACAAGAAGGCGGCAUCACAGAGCAGUAUAGUGACAUUGCCACAGAACGUGCAAAACCGUCGCUCAUUUGCCGAAUCGGUUCUUUCGACCAGUACUAUCGACGAAGAUAUCUCAGACAACCUGGUCACCACGAUUUCAGAGUCGGGAAAUAAGAAGAAAAAGCGACUGAAAGAUAAAUUGCGUAAUCCUUUGACUAAACUCUUCCAGAAGAGCGACGCGUCUCGCCUUCACGAUGACUCGGACAGCUCCAGUGGACAAAUCACCUUGGAGAGCGACCAUGAUGAAAACUCAAAGUCGCUAGACACCUCGUCACUGCUCAUUAUGCCCGCUGACGAAACAAGGAGACUUAACAACUUGAAGUUGCAAGAUGGAGAGCUGGUUGUUGUAGCUGAAAUGGAAACGGGGCAUGCUCCUACCAAAAAAGAACGUGAUUAUCGCCUCGACGAUUCAUUUGGUGGAGCCUCUGACGGCGAUAACACCGUUGACGAUGAUGUACUUGAAGAUGAACUCGAAGAGUCCUCUUCAGAUUCGGCAUUCACUGACAUUGAGGCCGAUUCCAUGAUAGAUGUUGACUCCAUCGAGUACACCGUUCCAGAGAGUUACGUUUUGGAAGAGGCACAGUCCAAGUAUAACAGCAAAAAGAAGGGAAGGAAAAUUAAGCAAAGUAGUGCCUCGUUGCUCGAAAAAUCAGGUAAACCUCUCAACGCUGACAGCUUACUAGCGGAUCUGGGAGUAGAUGCCUAUUCUAAAAGCUCUUCUACCAGGUUGGAUAAGAGCUUGCAACUCCUUCCUAGACGGAGCUCAUUCACUUUCGAAAAGAUAUACAAUACAUUGGAUGCCGAGCCCAAACUGUCAAACUUGAGCAAGUUGAUAGACUCGCGCCUUCAAUCCACUGUCAAUGCUCUCAACUACUAUUCAUUUGUCAACUCAGACAUCGUUGAUGGCGCUGUCAGAGCCAAGAUCGACAUAUUUCUUCCACCAGAAACGACGCCAGUCUUCAAAGACAUGGAAUUCAGUGCUAAUGUGGCCAUAACAGAUUGUAUCGGUUAUAUUCUUCUAUCACUUUCGAAGCUUCCUGAGUACAAAGAGAAGCUUGAUGUUGCAUUCAUGAAUCCUAACAACUGGCGCCUUGAGCUUAUCGAUGAGGAUGGUGAGCUCUAUGACUCCAGUUUUGGUGUCCUCGAUAGAUCGCGUCUUUUGGCCUCUUACAACUGUCCCAACUUGUUGGCCUUGUGUAGAGUGACAAAUCCGGCUGAGAUAGCUAGCAAUAACAAGCAGUCGCCUCUUCCACUUGAGUUCAAGCAGAAUCUUGAGCAGAAUCAGCGCAAAGCUGAGCAUUCGAAGAACCCUUCCAAGGAUAUGGAAUUAUCUCCGGGUGCCGAAAAUCUACAUGAUAAUAGCAUUGAGGUCAAGGUCACUAACCUUCCGGGCACUACAGGAAAUACAUUUGUGAGUUUCUUUGUGAAUUCUAAGAUGACAAUAGAACAAUUUAUUGAUCACAUAAGUCAUUUAUACCAUGUCGAUCCUACAAAGUACAAACUUGCUGAGCUUGCUCCUACGAACAAAAGAGAAAAGUCAACGAUGUUGAUCGACGACUCCGAUAAAGAUGAAUGGCAAAACCCUGCUAACAACUCGGAUGCUCUUGGAGACUUGGCCUCUCAGAAGUUCAAAUUAGUUCCGAACUACUCGAGAAUUGUCAGACCAAUCUCAGAAGCUAAAGCGAACGCAUUGUCAAUCUCGGAAGCAGCGAUCACACCUUCGUCUUCUGCUUUUACCCCACUGGGAAUUACACCCCCGGUUACUUCCCUUGAAGGAAAAUUUCAGGAGAUGACAAAUGACUCGAAAGAAAAACCGCAGCCUACAGAGGCUAAACCACAAAAUCAUGGUAAAGAUGUGGCCCUACUGCGUAAGUCAAGUAAAGAUCUUCUCAGUUUUGGAGAUGUUAUUCACGCUAAGAAUUCGCAAUUGCCCACAAGUUUGAACACCAUUUACUUCAAGUGGAAAGUCUUUCGAAAGAAGUCGCCUAUUCUCAACCGGAUUGAGAAGGCGCUUAUUUUAGAUGGAGACUACAUUCAUUUGGCACCUACUGAUGAUACCAACUGGAAAAAGAAUCCCUACGAUAAUCCUUUCACGCAGAAUAGCACUACCAACAGCAGUACUACUGGUAAUGCCAAUUCUCAUCAUCACCAUCACUACUUACAUCAUUACAAUUACUCCAAGUACUACAAUGAUACUAUGAUGAAAACAAGUUCCUUCCACAUUACGCAGAUUAUCAAACUCAAACAGUACAAGCAGAGUAAGAAUCCGAAUCACUUCAAGAUUGUCAUCAAAAAGGAGUACGAUCAAGGAGGAAAGGAGACUGUGGUAAAGAAAAAGUAUGAUCUUGAGGCACAGGAUGUUGCACAAUGUGAGGAAAUCAUUGAAAAAAUCAAAUGGGCAUUGCAAGUUUACAAUAUGUCCAAUAUCAGUUGA